UUCUCCCCGCUAAAACCCUACCAUCAGUCCAUCAGCUAAUUAUGCUCUGAGCCCUCGCAUGUCCAUUGGCAAAAUCAAAACCCCGAACGCCAAACCCCAACUGCAAUCUACCGUCACUGUGCCAUCAAACCCAUUCGUCCUUACGGAAUGGCGGCCGUGUCGAGAGGCCUCGUUUCUCGUCUGAAGGCGCAGUUACUCUUCAUCGGCUCCAGAUCGCGCGCGCAUUCUCCGGCGGCUGCGUACAGCCUUACGGACGUGAAGAUGUUCAGCGCGGCUGCUCAAGAGGUCGAUUCAUUGAGCUCUCGAGUAAUUGAAUUGAAGCCCGGUGUUAUGACCCCCGACUCUAAGCGGACUGGCGCAAUCGCCGUUAAGUGCGGGAUGACGGCGUUGUGGGACAAGUGGGGCGAGAGGAUUCCCAUAACCAUUCUUUGGUUGGACGAUAACAUCGUCUCUCAAGUCAAAACGCCUGAGAAAGAAGGCAUUUGUGCGCUUCAGAUUGGAUGCGGACAAAAGAAGGAGAAACAUUUGCGGAAGCCUGAAGUAGGUCAUUUUAGAGCUCAAGGUGUUCCAAUGAAAAGGAAGCUGAAGGAGUUUCCAGUGACCGAGGAUGCUCUUCUUCCAGUUGGAACAGCCAUCGAUGUCCGCCAUUUUGUUCCAGGGCAGUAUGUUGACAUUACUGGAAUCACUAAAGGGAAAGGGUUUCAGGGUGGGAUGAAAAGAUGGGGAUUCAAGGGUAUGCCUGCAUCUCAUGGUGCAUCAUUAUCACACCGAAGCAUUGGUUCUACUGGCCAGAGGGAUGCUCCAGGAAAGCAUAGUAUCUGCAGUUUGAUGGAUUUCAUUUGCUACUUGUUGAUAUUAUUUUUAUUCCACCAAGCCCAUCUGAUAAUGGAGGCACAUUAUGCACUUUCUUUCUUCAUCUUUCAUAUGUCAAUUGUUGCUUGCCCGUUGCUCUAUUUCCUCACUGGAAUGGUUUUCAAAGGAAAGAAGAUGCCUGGCCACAUGGGUGUUGAGCAAAGAACAGUUAAAAGCGUUUGGGUUUACAAAAUUGAUCCUGCAAGGAACCUAUUGUGGGUAAAAGGCCAAGUUCCGGGUGCGACUGGAAAUUUUGUUUUCAUAAAAGAUGCGGUGUACAAGAAGCCAGACAUAUCUUUGCUUCCGUUUCCUACUUACUUUGUACCCGAAGAUGAAGACCCAGAGAAAUUGGAACCUCUAGUAGCUGAUACUGGUGAUGAGGACCCUUUUAUGAUGGCAGAUUAAGGUUUUGCAGAUGGUUGGCAGCAGAUUGACUCAAUUGUAGUUUGUCAUGUGUAAUUCUUUUGGUUCUGUUUUCUUGAUAAAUGAUGAAUUCAGUGGACUAUAGAGAUGCUUUUCAAAUUUCAAUCAAUUAUUUAAUAGUUCGUGGUUCAUCAAGCCCUAUAAGGUGAACUUUUUGGUUUUGCUGGAUCAGGAUAUAAUUCCGUUGUAUUAUCGAGAAUUUGUGCCAGCUUGUCUUGCUUUGAUAUGUACAAUUUGCAAAUUCCUUUAAUAAGAGUCUUGCAGGUUUAGGGAAAAGAUGGAGAAGUAUCAUGCCAUUAAC
Molecule: messenger RNA, 1576 nt
Organism: Striga asiatica
Lineage: Eukaryota; Viridiplantae; Streptophyta; Magnoliopsida; Lamiales; Orobanchaceae
Source: the annotation of a GenBank genome assembly